AUGGCGCAGGAUGUUGCCACACCGUUCGGGCUGACGCCGCUGGAAUGGCGCUUCACCGAGGCGCUGGCGCUGAUCACGCUGGCCUGCCUGUUCGUACCGCUGUCGCGCCGGCUGGGCCUGGGCACGGUGAUCGGCUAUCUGCUGUCGGGCAUCACGGCGGGCGUCGCGCUGACCCUGUCGUUUACCGAGGACCCGCAGGCGUUGUUGCGCUUUGCCGAGUUCGGGGUUGUGCUGUUCCUGUUCGUCAUCGGGCUCGAAUUCCGGCCGGCGCGGCUGUGGGCGAUGCGCGGCACCAUUUUCGGGCGAGGCCUUGUCCAGCUUGCGGCGACCAGCACGGCGCUUUUCCUCGUCGUCUACGCCUAUGGGCUGGACCUCACCGCGGCGAUCAUUGUCUGUCUCGGGCUGGGCCUGUCGUCGACCGCGCUUGUGGUCAAGGCGCUCGACGAGGCGGGCGACCGUGCCUCGCCCUUCGGGCAGACCACGAUCGGCGUGCUCCUGUUCGAGGACCUGUCGAUCGUGCCGCUCCUUUUGCUGGUUGCGCUGCUGGCGCCCGUCGCCGGCGCCGAGGCGACCGCUGCGUCCAACAUCACCGCCGUCCUGACCGGCAUAGCCGCCAUCGUGCUCCUGAUCGGCGUGGCGCGCUACGCGCUCGAUCCGAUGUUCAACGUGCUGGCGCGGACGCGCGCGCCCGAAUUGAUGACCGCCGCAGCGCUCGGCGUUGUCAUCUUCGCGUCUCUCAUCAUGGCGCUGGCCGGCUUGUCCUAUGCGAUGGGCGCGUUCAUUGCCGGCGUGCUGCUGGCCGAAUCCUCCUAUCGCCACCAGGUCGAGGCCGACAUCGAACCGUUCCGGGGGCUGUUUCUGGGCCUGUUCUUCGUUGCGGUCGGCAUGUCGCUGGACCUGUCGGCGGUGGCGCGCAACUGGCUUUUGAUCGUUUUGGCGGUGCCGGUGCUGGUUACGGUCAAGGGCGUUGUCGUCUAUCUGGUCAACCGGCUGUUCGGCACCGAGCACGACAAGGCGAUGCGGCUCGGCUUUGCGCUGGCCCAGCACGGCGAAUUCGGCUUCGUCCUGUUUGCGGCGGCGGCGUCCGCACAGGUGAUCGACGCGGAACUGGCGGCGGUGAUGGUCUCCAUCGUCACCAUUUCGAUGGCGCUGUCCUCGCAGAACGAGCGGCUGCUGGCGUGGCUGCAGCCGCCCGCCAGGACCGCCACCAUGGACGAGGAUUUCGCCGAUGCGGGCGGUACCGCGCUGAUCAUCGGCUUUGGCCGGUUCGGCCAGAUGGUGGCGCAGCCGCUGCUCGUCCGGAACGUGCCGCUGACCUAUCUGGACAGCGAUGCGGACCGGGUGCGCGAGGCGGGCCGUUUCGGCACCCGCGUCUAUUUCGGCGACGGGGCGCGGCGCGAUGUGCUGGCCGCAGCCGGCGCCGGUUCGGCGGAACUGAUCGCCAUAUGCACCAACGGGCAGGGCGCGACCGAUGCGAUCGCCGAUCUUGUCAUGCGCGAGUUUCCCCAGGCGCGGCUGAUCGUGCGGGCCUAUGACCGCAUUCACGCGAUCCAGCUGCUCGACCGCGGCGUCGAUGAUGUGGUCCGCGAGACGGCUGCGUCGGGGAUGGAGAUGGGCGCCCGCGCGUUGGCGCUGCUUGGCCACGAUGCGGAGGCGCGGGUACAGGCCGUGCGUACGGCGCGCGAGCGCGACCGAGCGCGGCUCGAGCGGCAAAGGCAGGCGGUGGGCGGCGCGCGCGACCGCGAGGCCGCGAUCGGCCGCAUCCUGCCGCAGCCGGUGCGCCGCGCAGACGAGAACGGUUCGACGGAUCGCGCGCCGCCGGAUUGA
Effrenium voratum is the source of this 1827-nucleotide messenger RNA. The record is from the annotation of a GenBank genome assembly. NCBI's taxonomy places the organism in Eukaryota, Dinophyceae, Suessiales, Symbiodiniaceae.